Molecule: messenger RNA, 699 nt
Organism: Neomonachus schauinslandi (Hawaiian monk seal)
Lineage: Eukaryota; Metazoa; Chordata; Mammalia; Carnivora; Phocidae
Product: dynein axonemal heavy chain 12-like
Exons: 4
Biological process (GO): microtubule-based movement
Cellular component (GO): dynein complex
Molecular function (GO): dynein light intermediate chain binding; dynein intermediate chain binding; minus-end-directed microtubule motor activity
Source: RefSeq, a predicted model, not a curated record
GAAUCCAAACGCCGAAUGAGUUACUUUUUAGAUGUUUUCCUAUUUUCUCAAGAAGACUUAGCUUUAAAUUCAGCUAUCCUUAUGUGGCCUAGGAAAAUUAAUCCCAUCUUUGAUGAAAAUGAUGUGCUCAUUGAGAGUGCUAAACAUAAAAAAGAAAAUGAGCUAAUUGCCAAGAGAGAGAAACUGAUUUUGGAAAUAGAAAAGGAAUCACGUUGCAUGGAAGAGUUUACAGAAUUUGCAGAAUUGGACCGCAUGCAACAGUAUGUGACAGAUGUAAGGCAAUUACAAAAACGUAUUCAGGAAUCUGAGGAAGCAGCUCAGUUUAUUAAUAAAGAAGAGGAACUUUUCAAAUGGGAAUUGACAAAAUAUCCUGAGCUGGAUAAAUUAAAAGUGAACAUUGAGCCCUAUCAGAAGUUUUUCAAUCUUGUUCUGAGGUGGCAACGAACAGAAAAACGGUGGAUGGAUGGAGGGUUUUUGGACCUUAACGGGGAAAGUAUGGAAGCUGAUGUGGAUGAAUUUUCCCGAGAAAUUUUUAAGACCCUGAAAUUUUUCCAAAUGAAGCAAAAGAAGGAAUUACAAGAAAAAAGAAAGGCAGCAAAAAGGCGAUCUCUGGGAGAAGAGAGACUUGAAGAAGAACCAAAAGAGAAUCCUACUAUUACUAUGUGCUCCACAGUAAUGGAGCAGAUAAAAGUUUUUAAG